This is a messenger RNA of Naumovozyma castellii, 1512 nucleotides long. RefSeq names its product 6-phosphofructo-2-kinase (gene PFK27). NCBI's taxonomy places the organism in Eukaryota, Fungi, Ascomycota, Saccharomycetes, Saccharomycetales, Saccharomycetaceae. The record is from RefSeq and is a predicted model, not a curated record. Bases 1 to 1512 code for a protein of 503 amino acids. The transcript has a single exon.
AUGUUAUACACCUUCUAUUCUUCUUUUCUGAGUGAUCACAUCUCAUUCCUUCACGAAUAUUUCUUUUCACGAAUAAAGGUUUUUAUUCUUUAUAUUACCAGACUAUUCCUACAAACAAUCCCAAUAUCUAUAUUCCAUAAUUACAAUACAAUGUCGUUCAGUUCACAAGAAGAUAUUUUUGAUGAUACAUUCUAUAAAUUCUUUGGUAUGCAUAUACCUAAUCCUGCCCCAAUAGAGAUAUAUAGUCUCCAAAACGAGGGAAACAACCCAUAUGAUGCUCUACAACAGAGUUGUUUACACUCUUCAACUACGAACCUCGAUCAAACUCCAGUGAAUGAUUUGCUCGACAAUAUCUCAAGAGAAGCAGAGCCUUCCGAUAUUGAAAUUAAUAACUCUUCCUCAUCUCCAUCUUCCGUUCGAGGACGUUCAUAUGAUUCCUUCUGUGGGAUACCGUCCUAUGAUUCCCCGAUCACAAAGCCUUCGUCAUUUUAUAACGAUUUACAGUUGAGGGCAGACACUACGAGUCCAUUAACUUUAUUGAAAGCUAAAAAAUAUUUAGUAGUUCUUGUUGGACUACCUGCUUCUGGUAAAUCUUCUGUGGCUAAACAUUUGAUAGAUUACUUGGAUCAAAAUAACGUUUUGGGCCAACCAAUCCGCUCCGGUAUUUACAAUGCGGGAGAUGUUAGAAGGAGCAGUGUCAUUAUAACUAAUGGUCCAAUUAUUAUUCCAAAUGGUUCUGUCGAAGAUGAUAUAUUUAAUCCAAGGAAUGCUAAGAAGAAGGAAGAAUUUGCAAGAGUUGCACUGGAUUCUUUGCUCCAUGAUAUGGCUAAUGAUGUUAUUGAUUUAGCUAUCUUUGAUGCUACUAAUUCCACAAUUGAAAGAAGAAAUUAUAUUUGGAAUGUGCUUCGAACUUUUAAUAACGAGUCAAAUAUCAUGGUUACACCAUUGGUUCUUGAAGUUUCUUGUGAUAAAUCCGAGUAUAUCAAAUACAAUGUCCACAAUAAGGCGUUUAAUAAAGACUAUUGUGGCAAUCCCUACUCUUCCUCGAUUCUCGACUUUGCUAAGCGCCUACUUUAUUAUAAGAAACAAUUUACUCCUUUUAAUGAAAUUGAAUAUCCGCUAUUAUCAAGUGCUAGUAAUGGUAAUAUUUUUCACUUUAGAAUAAGUAAUGCUGGUAUCUCUUCUGUCGGUAAUAUGAUAAUGUUUAAUAAAGACAUUUUUGAUUUAGAGACAAAUUUAUUAAUCAGAGAAAUAGAGAAGUUUUCAUCAAACUACCAUAGGUAUUAUGGAUAUUGUUACACAGAUAGAGUGGAGAACUUUUUUGAUAAUUGCACUUCAAACAAACAAACUCCGUCGGUAAAAGCAGAAAAUAUACAGAGAGAUUACUAUAGGAAGGUUCUAUCAGAAAUAUUUAAUAGCAGUUUUCUAGAGACCCUGAGAAUGACCAAUGUUGAAUUAAGUUGUGGAGGCAGCGGAGAACAAGCAAUACACAUCGCUAACAACAGUAUAUGA